GUGCGCGCUCCGCGCCAUGGCGGGCGCUGCGGCUCCGCUCCUGUUCCUGCUCCUGCUCCUGCGGGCCGCCAGCGCCGAGCCCCAGCUGCGCUUCAGGCCGCCGGCCGAGGCCCCCGUGCGGCUCUUCACCGAGCCCGAGCUGGCCAGAUACGACGGGCAGCAGGAAGGACAGCCCAUCUACCUGGCAGUGAAGGGAGUAGUGUUUGAUGUCACCUCUGGAAAAGAAUUCUAUGGAAAAGGAGCCCCAUACAAUGCUUUAGUUGGAAAAGACUCAACAAGAGGAGUUGCAAAGAUGUCUCUGGAUCCAGCAGAUCUUACACAUGACACAACAGGACUCACAGAGGAGGAACUGAAGUCCCUGGAUGACAUCUUCAAUAAUGUUUAUAAAGCCAAAUAUCCAAUUGUUGGCUAUACUUCUCGGCGGAUUCUGAAUGAGGAUGGCAGCCCCAAUCUGGACUUUAAACCUGAAGAUCAACCACAUUUCAGCAUUAAAGAUGAGUUUUGAGGAAUAUUUUUGUACCUAGAGAAUGCCUGGGGAAAGGCACAGCAGAAUAUUCAAUUAAUUCCCUGUGCUGUGGAGUUCAUUACUACAAUUAGCUAUCAUGAGUCAGUUCUCUGCUCAGAAAAUAUGUGUGUGUGUACACACAUAGCAUAGAGGAAACACAGAUCCAGGAUUUCUCUGUUAAGAAGUGUAUAAUGUAAAAUUACUUUCCUUAGAAGAGAGAAGAAAGCUUUUAAUAAUUGAAAUAUGACUGGUCUUUUUGUAACUCCCAAGUUGUUUCCCACUCCUUGGAAAAGUGUAAAUGAAUUAUUUGGACGAGCUAACAUAAAUUCUCUGUGCUUCAUGUGAAUGUAGGCAUCACGAGAACAGACAGGUGCAAUAGAGGCUUACAUUUUAAAAAGCAUUUUGGAGUUUAAUAUUUGAUGGGUUUGAGAAUACUGGAUAUAGAGCCACUCAGUAUCCUCAAAUGCAGUUACUGUGGAGUAUUAUGCAGUACUGUGCAGUAUACAGUGCAAAGCCUACAGCUGUAAACUGAGAAAAAUAAAUCUUUUCUUCCCCCAUGAGGACUACUGUGACAUUUUGAAUAAGACUGUUAUGUUAGGUUUAGAUAAAUGACACUUUACUUUUUAAAAAUAAUUUUCAAAAAGUCAUCUAUAUUAGAUUAUGAUGAUUUCCUUCUACCUUUCUCCAGUCUUUCUCUGACAAAAAGAGGAAAUCAUAGCCCACUGUUUGCAACAUACUCUUACAGCACAAGUUUAUUACAACAGUUUAGUGUCCUGUGGAUGUUGUUAGCAUUUUUACAUUAACAAUUUCAGCUCUCAUUUUUUAUGCCUCUUAGUUUUCCUUUGUUGUUACCCUGGCUUUAUCACUGCUGUUUUAAUGAAGUGUGCAGUGCCAUAUUCCUCUUCCUGUUAAUCUGAUACAAAACUGCAGAUUCUGCAGGGUGAAAGCAGACCCUCUUUAUGGUGUUUUCAUGACAGUCUUUCAGCAACAAGAGGACUGUAAAAGCCUGAGCUGUAUAAAUUGCUGCUAACCCCUGACUUUCACUAACUUAAGUAGAAUGUGAAUUGCCCCAUAUGUAGAUUUAUCUACCACUGUCACCAUUUUGAUUUAUAUGGGAAAAACUAAGCAGCUGCUCCCAAUUCUGUAUUAAUAACACUGAUAUAAUAAAAAUAUGAUUCUGUCUUGUUCUAUUUCUUAAGCUUUCUAUGAAAAGAAGAUUUUUUUAGAUGAUUCUCCAUCUUCUAGUUUGCAGGGGACAGCUGCCUGUCAGUUGAAUAACUAGAAAAGCUGUUUCUAUGUAUGUGCCCACUCUUUCACAAUGUUUUAGAACAAUGAUUUUAUUCUAGAUUUGUUUUGUGUCUCACUAUUGGACCACUUCAUUUGCAGGAGGGACUCCAUGGGCCCUGCCACUGUUGGAUGGUGCUCUGAAUAGAAAAAAUAAACCAGCAUCUUAAGAAGUUA
Messenger RNA from Catharus ustulatus (Swainson's thrush), 1966 nucleotides. It is a transcript of the gene NENF, whose product is annotated as neudesin neurotrophic factor. Gene Ontology annotation, cellular component: membrane; endomembrane system. Bases 17 to 505 code for a protein of 162 amino acids. The transcript is spliced from 4 exons. The record is from RefSeq and is a predicted model, not a curated record. Lineage: Eukaryota; Metazoa; Chordata; Aves; Passeriformes; Turdidae.